AUGCUGCUCGAGUACCCCGUCGUCUACGCACUUGAGGCUGGCGAUAUUAGUCUUCGUCUGCAUACGAAUCUAUCGCGUAAAGAUGUGCAUCUGUGGGAUGAGGCGCAAGACUGGACACCGCUAGCGACAUGUCUCACUGACGUAGACUUGCACCUAAUCACUGUGCGCCUGCAAAAUGUCCCUACAAUUUCAUCCCCCCAUACAUGGAUAGCGUUCUCCAUUCCUCACGCCCUGCCGCAGGGCGAAGCGCUCCUUUUAGAAACACGGGCAUGGCUUGCGACAUUGCAAUUGCGCUUUUCACGAGACAAAGUACAGGUGGUAAUAGAGAACAAGACCGUGCACAUGGAUCGCGUAGCUCUGUAA
Malassezia vespertilionis is the source of this 363-nucleotide messenger RNA. RefSeq lists its product as uncharacterized. The record is from RefSeq and is a predicted model, not a curated record. The transcript has 2 exons. Lineage: Eukaryota; Fungi; Basidiomycota; Malasseziomycetes; Malasseziales; Malasseziaceae. The coding region runs from base 1 to 363 and encodes 120 amino acids.